Cyprinus carpio (common carp) is the source of this 2851-nucleotide messenger RNA. Its product is annotated as GTPase IMAP family member 8-like. Gene Ontology annotation, molecular function: GTP binding. The record is from RefSeq and is a predicted model, not a curated record. NCBI's taxonomy places the organism in Eukaryota, Metazoa, Chordata, Actinopteri, Cypriniformes, Cyprinidae. The coding region runs from base 44 to 2851 and encodes 935 amino acids. The transcript is spliced from 6 exons.
AGCGUUUUUCUUUCGAUUUUGAUUUCAAGCCGUUGCUGUUGAAAUGGCGUCAGGUUCAGUAAGUGAUCUGAGGAUUGUUCUGCUAGGAAAGAACGAAUCUGAAAACAAUGAAGUGGGAAACAUUAUACUGGGUACAACGGCGUUUCAGAGUAAAGCUCUGUCUUAUUCACAGCAUCUCAAUGAGAUAAUCAGUGGAACGGUGGAGAAGAGACACAUCAAAGUCAUCAAAACUAACCUGCUGCAGUCAAAUCUCUUACAGCCUCAGAUAAUAAAGGGAGUGAGAGAGUGUGUGUCUCUGUCUGCUCCAGGACCUCAUUCGAUCGCACUCAUACUGCAGUAUAAUGACUUCACAGAUGAGGACAUGAAAAGAGUGAAUUAUGUGCUGAGCUUCUUCAGUAAGCAGGCCAUUAAACACACAAUAGUGGUGACAACUGAUGAAGACUCAUUUGCAUCCAAAAUCACCUCAAAGCUAUGGAAUAAUGUUAUUCAUAAUUUAAUAAAGGAGUGUGGAGGAGGACAUCUUAAGUUUGAUUCAAGAAACUCAGGAUGGCGCUCUGAGAUUUUGAAAAGGACAGAGGAGAUACUCAAGAAAGAACAUGAAGAAUUUCUCAUCUGUAACAUGUAUGAAGAUGGAGGUGAUGGAUCAUCAGUGGAUGAAGAUCUGAGCAGAUCUGGAGGUUCAGUCAGAGAUGACGACAAACAGGAAGAGGAUCCUGCUGAGAGCACAAAAACAGGACGUGGUGGAGGAGUGACGACUACUGGAAAAGCGAAGCUGAACUUUGUGAUGUGUGGAAAUAAUGCAACACUCAAGUCUUCAGUGUCUAAAGUCUUUCGAGGGACAGUCAAUAAACAAAAGAAUAAACUUUUACCGCAGAAAGAGAAGAGCAAUGUGUGUGUGAAGAAAGAGGAGAAGACACAUGGACGGCAGAUCAGUGUAAUAGAGCUUCCAGCUCUCUCUCGGCUCUCAGAGGAGGAAGUGAUGCGUCAGACUCGCAACUGUGUGUCUCUCUGUGAUCCUGGAGUUCAUGUUUUCAUCAUUGUUACUCCUGUCAGUCCACUUACUAAGGAAGACAAUGCAGAAAUGGAGAAGAUUAAAAGAAUAUUUAACUCUAAAGAGCAUUUCAUGGUGCUUUUCACUACUGAACUCAGUGUUGACAAAAAAAUCACAGAUUUUGUAGAAUCUACAGAAUCUCAGAAGAUUGUGAGUCUCUAUGGGAGUUGGCACAGUGUGAUGGGGUUAAAGGACCAGAGAAGCUCAGAACAGAUCUCAGCCCUGUUUGAUUGUAUAGAGAACAUGAACACUGAACCCUAUUCUCUUCAGAUGUACAUGAGAGCUCCAGAGAAGAGAGUCAGAGAAGAGCUAGAGGAGAAACUGAGUGUGAGAGACAAUGAAAUCAAAGAGUUACAGCAGAAGAUUAAGACACUGGUUCCAGAGGGUGUGAAGCUGAAUCUGGUUGUGUGUGGGAGUAACAGUGAAUUAAAAUCCUUCAUAUCAAACCUGAUCCUGAAGCAGAGCGAGGGAAGAUCAGAGCUCAGCUCAGAGUGUGUGAGGAGAGACGUGGAGCUUGAUGGACUUCUGAUCAGUCUGGUGGAGCUUCCAGCUCUGUUCAACACUCAGCUCUCAGAGGAGGAAGUGAUGCGUCAGACUCACCGCUGUGUGUCUCUCUGUCAUCCUGGAGUUCACGCUUUCCUCCUCAUCCUUCCUGAUGGUCCAAUUAAUAAUGAAGACAAAGCAGAAACUGAGAGGAUCCAGAGGAUAUUCAGCUCAAGAAUUAACAAGCACAUCAUGAUCCUCAUAAAGCAGAAUUCAGAGCAUCAGACAGCAGAACUAAAUGAAGAAACUCAGCCUGUCAUUGAGAGUUUUGGAGGACGACGACAUUUCGUUGGACCAAACACACAAGGGUCUGAGCUGGUGGAGAAACUAGAGGAGAUGGUUGCAGAAAAUAGUGGCGAUUGCUUCUCAACAGAGACAUUGUUGGAUGCACAGAUGGAAAAACUGCAGAAAUUUGAAGAAAUGAAGAGGAGAAUCCAUUCUUUAGAGACGUGGUUUCAGACACAAGAUCCAAGAAACAGAGAAGAUGAACUGAGGAUUGUGCUGCUGGGAAAAACUGGAGUUGGGAAGAGUUCAACUGGAAACACCAUCUUAGGAACAGAAGCAUAUAUAUCAGACUUUUCUGGAAAGUCUGUUACUAAAGUGUGUCAGAAAGAGACACAUGAAAUCAACAGAAGACAAAUUACUGUGAUCGACACUCCAGGACUGUUUGAUACUGAACUCAGUAAUGAUGAAAUCCAGAGAGAAAUCAGAAACUGCAUCUCCAUGAUCCUGCCUGGACCACAUGUGUUUCUCUUACUGAUUCCACUGGGACGAUUUACUCAAGAGGAAGAGAAAUCAGUGAAGAUCAUCCGAGAGACGUUUGGUGAAAACUCAUUAACGUACACCAUAGUGCUGUUUACCAAUGGAGACAAACUGAAGAACAAAACCAUUGAACAUUUCUUGGCAAACACUGGAUCUGCUCUUAAAAACCUCAUUGCUGAGUGUGGAAACAGAUUCCAUGUGUUUAAUAAUGAGACCAAAGACCGAACACAGGUGACUGAUCUACUGCAGAAGAUAGACGAAAUGGUGAAAGCAAAUGGAGGGAGUUACUACUCAUGUAAGAUGUUCAGAGAGAUGGAAAGAGAAAUACAAGAAAAACAAAAGAAUAUACUGACAGAGAAAGCAGAUCAAUUGAACAGAGAAAAAGAAGAACUGAUAAAGAAACAUAAAGAAGAGAAAAAGAAGUUGAAGAAAAAGAUGGAAGAAGAUCAUGAGAAAGAGAAAAAGAGAAGAGAAGAGGAAUACGAGAGGAGCUGA